This is a messenger RNA of Eriocheir sinensis (Chinese mitten crab), 3612 nucleotides long. Its product is annotated as poly [ADP-ribose] polymerase 2-like. The transcript is spliced from 10 exons. The record is from RefSeq and is a predicted model, not a curated record. NCBI's taxonomy places the organism in Eukaryota, Metazoa, Arthropoda, Malacostraca, Decapoda, Varunidae. Gene Ontology annotation, molecular function: NAD+ poly-ADP-ribosyltransferase activity. Bases 148 to 3024 code for a protein of 958 amino acids.
AAACCGUUAAAUGCGCGGCUCUGAGUACGAUAAUCUGGCAACGGUGGACUGAGGGAGGCGGGAACAAGGAAUCAGCUGUUGUGUGUUCCAGUCAAAACCGGUGCGUGCUCUCAUUAAUUUCGCGGCUCCCAAGUGUGCAGAACGGCCAUGGCAGGAAGACGCAAACGUGGGGCGAUGAAGGAUACUGUGCCAGAAGCAGAGGUGGAGGAGCCUGUGGUCAGUAAGGAAGAUGUGAAAGAAGCCACUGAGGAUCAGGGAGAUGAUGGGAGCCAGGUGACAGCCAAGGCAGCUGAUGGGAAGAACAAAGAGGAGCCAUUAAAUGUUAAGGAAGAACAGGUGGAGGAAGAGACAGAAGAGAGCCAGGAGGAAGAAGAUCCAUCAGUUGCCAAAAAGGUCAUGAAGCCAAAGGAGGAGGAUGAAGAGUUUAAGUUGAAGUUGGAGACUGAGUCGGAGGGAGAGGAGGAGGCACCACCUCUAAUUAAGAGAGGAAGAGGAGCAGCUGCCAAACCAAAGAAGGUUGUACAGGAUGAAGCAGAGAAAGAGACAACAUCACAAAUUAGAAUGGUAAGGAAAAGGGCAGCUGCUAAACCAAAGGAGGAGGUCCAUGAUGAAGAGGAAGAAGACACCCCCCCUCAAGUUAAGCAGGGAAGGAAGAGAGCAGCUGCUAAACCAAAGCAGGAGGUCCAUGAUGAAGAGGACGAAGACACCCCCCCUCAAGUUAAGCAGGGAAGGAAGAGAGCAGCUGCCAAACCAAAACAGGAGGUCCAUGAUGAAGAAGAAGAAGACACACCACCACGAAGUAAGCCAGGAAGGAAGAGAGCACCUCCCAAACCAAAGCAGAAGGUCCAGGAUGAGGAUGAGGAUGCAGACACACCACCACAAGUUAAGCAGGGAAGGAAGAGAGCAGCUGCCAAACCAAAACGAAAGGUACAAGAUGAGGAGGAGGAGGAGGAAGACAUCCCCCCACAAAGUAAGCCAGGAAGGAAGAGAGCACCUCCCAAACCAAAGCAGAAGGUCCAGGAUGAGGAUGAGGAUGUAGAUACACCCCCACAAAUUAAGCAGGGGAGAAAAAGAGCAGCUGCCAAACCAAAACAAAAGGUACAGGAUGAGGAGGAGGAGGAGGAAGACCCCCCCCCACAAAUUAAGCAGGUGAGAAAGAGAGCACCUCCCAAACCAAAGCAGAACCAGGAUGAGGAUGAGGAGGAAGACACACCACCAGUCCAGAAGGGAAGGAAAAGAGCAGCAGUUGCAAAACCAAGGAAGAAGGCAACGAACAAAGUAAUGGACAAUGCAACGUUUGUCGUCCCUCAGAAGGAUGAUGAGGAAGAUGAAUCGUCUCCAUCUUCAGCGACGGGCAGCAAAAAGAAGGCUGCUGGAACUGCCAAGGCCCCAGGUGGGAAAGCUAAACCCAAGGCACCCAGGAAGCAGGCAGUCAGUAAGAAUACCCCACCAGUUGAGGGAAAAGAGAAUACUGACACCAGUAAUGUGCCCAACAAAUCUGGAGUUAAGACAGGUGUUGAGCGGAAGGUGGUGGUGAAGGGGCGGGCUGCCGUGGAUGCCCAUUGCCCCAUUGCCCAGCAUUCCCAUGUGUAUGAGGAGGAUGAGGAGGAUGACGUCAUCUGGGACUGUAUGUUGAAUCAGACCAACAUCCAGUUCAACAACAACAAGUUUUACCUCAUCCAGCUUUUGGAGGAUGACUCCAGUAAGACAUACUCAGUAUGGAUGCGUUGGGGCCGUGUUGGGGCCAACGGCCAAACAAGCCUUGUCCCGUGUGGCUCAAACCUUGACAAAGCCAAGGGCAUAUUUGAGAAGAAAUUUAGUGAUAAAACAAAGAAUGAUUGGGAUCUGAGGUUCAUGUUUGAGAAGGUCCCUGGCAAGUAUGACUUACUGAAGAUGGAUUAUUCUAAAGGAAAAGAUACUCCGGACUCGGCUGCUAUCGUAAAAAAGGCCAAGGAGAAAGCUGCCGUAGAGUGCCAGCUGCAUCCCAGGGUGAGGGCCAUCAUUGAGCUGAUCUGUGACAUCAAAUGCAUGGAGGAGGCCGUGGUGGAGAUGAAGUAUGAUGCCAACAAGGCACCGCUCGGCAAGCUGACCCGUGACCAGAUCAAGGCUGGCUACCUGGCCCUCAAGCGCAUUGAUGACCUCGUGGAGAGUGACAAGUUUGCAAUGAAGGACUUGCUACAAGCUUGUAAUGAUUUCUACACCAGGGUGCCACACUACUUUGGAAUGAAGGUUCCUCCCCUCAUCCGCACCAAGACUGAGAUCCGAGAGAAGGUGGCACUCCUUGAGGCUCUGGGUGACAUCCAGGCUGCUCUCAGUGUACUAGAUCAGCCCAUUGAUGUGAACACUCACCCAACUGACCAGCAUUACCGCAGCCUCAAGUGUGACCUGACGCCACUUGAGAAGGAUUCAGAGGAAUACAAGAUACUUGAGAAAUACAUGAAGACAACGCAUGCCAGGACCCACUGCCAGUACAGCUUGGAGCUGCUGGAGGUGCUGGCUUGUCGCAAGGAGAGUGAGCACCAGCGCUUCAAGGAUGUGGGUAACCGCAUGUUGCUGUGGCAUGGCUCACGCAUGUCCAACUGGGCCGGCAUCCUCAGCCAGGGCCUGCGUAUUGCCCCCCCGGAGGCCCCCGUCACUGGCUACAUGUUUGGAAAAGGAAUCUACUUUGCUGACAUGGCCAGCAAGAGUGCCAACUACUGCUGGGCCAAUGCAAGCAAAAAUGUUGGUUUCCUUCUGCUCUCGGAGGUGGCGCUGGGAGAGAGCAAUGAACUCCUUCAGGCAGAUUACAAUGCCGAUAACAUCCCAAAAGGAUUCCACUCUGUCAAGGGUUGUGGCAGGACGGCUCCACAGCCUGAGAACUUCACCAAACUGUCUGAUGGGACUGUUGUGCCCAUGGGACCAGGGGUGCAAAAUGUGGCAAAGAACAACAUGAACUACAGUCUCCUCUACAAUGAAUACAUUGUCUAUGAUCCAGCCCAAGUCCGUACACGGUUCCUCCUUAAGGUAAAGUUCAAUUUUAAGUAGCUUGCUCUGCCUUGUUCCCUGAGGAGCAGCAACAGGAGUAUGUUUUAGUCUUUUAGAAGAUGUGUAUGUGAGAGAAACUUGAAAGGAAUGUGUUUGUGAGAGGCACUUUUUGCAACUGUUGCCCUUUGCAUUACUAGGUCUUUUUCCUCAGUAAUGAGUUUUUGAUAGUCUUUGAGUAUAUAUGUAUUGAUCUGCAAUGGAAGCUUAACCUGAGUAUACUCUAGUAGUGUAAGACAAAGAGAAGCUUGUCAUGCCUUCAGAAACAUGCUUCUGAGAGGCUGCAAGGAGUAUUGAUAUGUAUUACAAGUGUGAGCAGUCUGUUUCUAGAGGGACAAGACAAACAUCAGUAUUUCUUACAUAAUGCAUUGUAGAGACUGUCCAGAAUGCUGCCACAAGUGAUUGGUAUUGAAACAGUUAGUACUAUUACUGGAAUGUGCCCACUUUGAUCCAAGAUGGCUGAUUUUUUGUGCUACAAGUGAUUAUUUUGUUUUUGUGAUAAGGACAGUAGUCAUCUGUGAUAUGAGGUUUGAAGAACAAUGUAUUUUAGUUUGUGAUAUGCCUUUGAAUAAAGUUUUACAGUUAAAUCUA